Messenger RNA from Temnothorax curvispinosus, 1212 nucleotides. RefSeq lists its product as uncharacterized. Bases 91 to 957 code for a protein of 288 amino acids. The record is from RefSeq and is a predicted model, not a curated record. Gene Ontology annotation, molecular function: transcription coactivator activity; protein heterodimerization activity. NCBI's taxonomy places the organism in Eukaryota, Metazoa, Arthropoda, Insecta, Hymenoptera, Formicidae. Gene Ontology annotation, cellular component: SAGA complex. The transcript is spliced from 7 exons.
CUGUACCGCGCGUUACUCGACGGCCUCGACGCGCGAGGGAAGAAUUCACUUCGUUACGGAUCUUCGUCAGAGACGAUUGUCAGGUGCACGAUGAAGUCUCACAAGAGCUUGGGUACCGGCGGACUGUGGGGAGAGUUGCCAGCGCGGGAGAUGCUCAAGCAGGAGGUGAUAACGCCGGAUCUGAUUGAAAACGUUUGGCGACAGGUCAUGGACGACUCGAACAGCACCGACUGUGACUACCGGAAUGAUCGGCAACCCGAAUACUUGGAAUUACCAAUGGGAAAUCUACACGUAUUGAACACUAUAAAUCUUCAUCAACAAUUACGUACAAUGGAAGAAGGAACCGUGCUAGAGAACAUGACUGUAAUCGAGUCGCAGGAUUCAAAGGCUACACCUUCCAGAGGUCUAUUUCACUUUAUGCCUUAUCAGUCACGAAGAACCAUGUUUAAGGAUAAUUCUAUCGUACAUCACCUGACGCCGCAAACUGCACGAAAUUUGCUCAGGCACGCCGUGACUACUUUAUUAGCGCACAUAGGAUUCGAGAGCUCGUCGGAUGUAGCUAUAGAGACCCUCACCGAUGUCGCGGAUCACUUUCUGAGGCGGAUGACUCUUCUGUUGAAAGCGGCGACUGAACAGAGGGAUCACGGAUUUCCUGAUGCCGUGGAGAGAGUGCUGCUGGAGACAGGCGUGGGAGGCGUGUCGGCGUUGCACGACUACUACCAGGAGUACGUCUUGAAGUUCGAGGAGAACACGAGGAGGAAGGUCGAGGAAACGAUGGAGAAACAGAGAAUGGUCCUGGAUGAGGCGGCCAGCAAGCUGCAGUUUGAAAAGCUGGACGAAUUCGGCAACGUGUACCGGGAGGUCCCGACGUUGCAGCUGCUCGAUCCCGAAAUGGGCUUUCCGCCCAGCCUGGACGCAGGCUUCCAAAUGCUCUAUAGCCUCGAACAGGACGAGUAGGCUUCGUCUGGUCGCGGCCGGACCAGAGUGAUAAUCCUUGCUGCUCCCAGAUUGAAUAGCGUGGAAGAGAAGAAGGUGAACGUGAGCGAUUUCCUGAGCGCGGGGCAGCGGUCGGACGCAUCUGCGAAUAAAGAGAGAUGCUGACGAUGUCUCAUAUAUAUAAGAUUUAUGUAAACGGGAUAACAUUACAACGUAACUCCCGUCACGUCUGUCGUCUCGAUACCGAAAUAAAGAAUUCCGUUUUGUUCUCUUAGA